Molecule: messenger RNA, 654 nt
Organism: Lentinula edodes (shiitake mushroom)
Lineage: Eukaryota; Fungi; Basidiomycota; Agaricomycetes; Agaricales; Omphalotaceae
Exons: 3
Coding region: 1-654 (217 amino acids)
Biological process (GO): transcription by RNA polymerase II; positive regulation of transcription by RNA polymerase II; negative regulation of transcription by RNA polymerase II
Cellular component (GO): nucleus; negative cofactor 2 complex
Molecular function (GO): transcription coactivator activity; transcription corepressor activity; protein heterodimerization activity
Source: RefSeq, a predicted model, not a curated record
AUGAAGAACAAAAAUAAGCAAACAAAAUUUCCUGUUGCUAGAAUAAAGAAAAUUAUGCAGAAAGACGAUGAUGUUGGCAAGGUAGCUCAAGCCACACCGAUAGUUAUAUGUGAGUUUGAACAAGAUGUGAGGCUUUUCCAUAUCAUAAAUGUAAUCACUAUGUUCGCAGCGAAGGCGCUGGAAAUGUUCCUUGCUCUGAUCGUUGAGAAAGCAGGCGAAGUGACGUUGGAAAGAGGAUCCAAGAAGGUGGAGGCGUAUCACUUAAAACAUGCCGUCGAAACAAUAGACACUUUUGAUUUCCUCCGAGAAAUCGUCGAAGGCGUUCCGGAUCCUUCUGCUGGUGGCACAAUUGAUCUGGAUGCACUCAAUGCGGAAAACGCGUCAAAGAAGAAACGUUCAAAAGGGAAGAAGGCUGCCUCAGCAAACGGUGAAGAUGGAGCUCCUGCACCGAAGAAGAGAAAGAAGAAGGUCAAGUCGGAGGAGGACACGGAGAAGAAAGCUAAUGGGAGAGGCGAGGAUGCGGUUAUGGCAGAAGCUGGCGAGGCCGAACCUAAUGAAGAAGAGGAGAACGAAGAGAGAGCACAGAUGACUGAUGAAGACGAGGACGAAGACGAUCAGUGGAAGAAUGAUAAACCUUACCUACCCUCUCGGUAG